GCGAGGCGAGGCGGGGCGGGGCUGACGCGGGCUGGGCAGGGCCGGCGCCCGGUGGAGGCACUGGGCGUGUACCCGGUCAGAAGUCAUGUUCGGCAGGUCCGGCUACCGGGCUCUGCCCUUAGGGGAUUUUGAUCGUUUCCAGCAGUCAAGUUUCGGCUUUCUGGGUUCGCAAAAGGGGUGCUUGUCCCCAGAGCCGGCCGGCGUGGGGCCGGGGGCCGAUGCACCUGAGAGCUGGCCCUCCUGUCUCUGCCAUGGCUUCAUCAGUUUCCUGGGGUUCUUGCUGCUGCUGCUCACCUUCCCCAUUUCUGGCUGGUUUGCUCUGAAGAUCGUACCCACCUAUGAGAGGAUGAUCGUGUUUCGACUGGGCCGGAUCCGAACCCCCCAGGGCCCUGGCAUGGUUCUUCUCCUGCCCUUCAUUGACUCCUUCCAGAGGGUGGAUCUGAGAACCCGAGCCUUCAAUGUUCCUCCUUGCAAGUUGGCCUCUAAGGAUGGGGCUGUGUUAUCUGUGGGAGCUGAUGUCCAGUUUCGCAUCUGGGACCCAGUGCUCUCCGUGAUGGCUGUGAAGGACUUAAACACAGCUACUCGAAUGACCGCCCACAAUGCCAUGACCAAGGCCCUACUCAGGAGGCCGCUGCAAGAGAUCCAGAUGGAGAGGCUCAAGAUUGGUGACCAACUCCUGCUGGAGAUCAAUGAUGUGACCAGAGCUUGGGGCCUGGAGGUAGACCGUGUAGAGCUGGCGGUGGAGGCUGUGCUGCAGCCACCCCAAGACAGCCCCCCUGUGCCCAACCUGGACAGCACCCUCCAGCAGCUGGCCUUCCACUUGCUGGGGGGAAGCAUGAGCUCAGUGGUAGGAGGUGCUCCAUCCCCAGGACCAGUAGACACCUUGGAAAUGAUAAGUGAAGUGGAGCCGCCUGCCUCUCAUGCCGGGGCUGGGGAUGAGCCCAGCUCAAAGCAGCCCGUGGCUGAGGGCCUUCUCACUGCCCUGCAACCCUUCCUGUCAGAGGCACUGGUUAGCCAGGUUGGGGCCUGCUAUCAGUUCAACGUCAUCUUGCCUAGCGGCACCCAGAGUAUCUACUUCCUGGACCUCACUGCAGGACAAGGCAGAGUGGGACAUGGAGCACCUGAUGGCAUCCCUGAUGUGGUGGUGGAGAUGGCUGAGGCGGACCUGCAGGCCUUGCUCUGCAGGGAACUGCGGCCCCUGGGGGCCUACAUGAGUGGGCGGCUGAAGGUGAAGGGUGACCUAGCUGUGGUCAUGAAGCUGGAGGCUGUCCUUAGGGCCUUGAAGUAGCAGUGUUGGUUGUCCACCCAUGACCUAACCGUGAACCUGGUGCCAAGCCAGAGAAGCCUCUUGGGAUAGGAGGCAUUGGUCUGGGCUGCAGAAAAUUGAAACCUGAAGGUGUUUCCAGCCCAGCCAGGAGCCCAGAAGGCUGGGAGACAACUGUUGCUGGUCAGUGCUGAGUCAGCUGUCCUGCACUUGAACCUGUGUGGUUCUCUGGACAGGCCUGUGCUCCAUCGAUCCCCGGCCAAGUGCUUAGUCCUGAGCUUGCUACGGAGUGAAGACGGAGCCCGGCCUGCCCUGCCCAGCUGGUAACUUGACUGGACAGACAAGAGGCACAGGAGCAGCCUGUAUGUCACCCAUGGGAAGGACCAGAGCACAUGGAUCAUGGCUCUGACAUCCAGGGAGAUCAGAGAGUAGGGAAAAGUGGGGAGGGCAGCCCCCCAAGAAGGGGUUGCUGCAGUGGAGCCAGGCUGCCCCUCUUUUCUAUUGACAAGCCAGAGCAGGCUAGGAGGGGAGGGCGUGGACAGAGGAGAGUUGUUUCUUCAGGGGGCCUGCUCCCGAGGACACCUGGUCUUGUCCACCAGCUUCAUCGUGCAUGCUUGAGGAGCUGGCUCAGGGCAGCAUGUGGGAGAGCCCUGCUAGUCUGUGCUUACUAGAGGCUUGAGAGCCUCUGACAAAUAAAUGUGGCAUUUACAGCGUG
This is a messenger RNA of Microtus oregoni (creeping vole), 1979 nucleotides long. It is a transcript of the gene Stoml1, whose product is annotated as stomatin like 1. The coding region runs from base 86 to 1288 and encodes 400 amino acids. Gene Ontology annotation, cellular component: plasma membrane. The record is from RefSeq and is a predicted model, not a curated record. The transcript has 7 exons. NCBI's taxonomy places the organism in Eukaryota, Metazoa, Chordata, Mammalia, Rodentia, Cricetidae.